This is a messenger RNA of Rhincodon typus (whale shark), 2019 nucleotides long. RefSeq lists its product as uncharacterized. The record is from RefSeq and is a predicted model, not a curated record. NCBI's taxonomy places the organism in Eukaryota, Metazoa, Chordata, Chondrichthyes, Orectolobiformes, Rhincodontidae.
AUGACGAGCCUCAACAUUACGACCCUGAAGACGAACAAUGGUCCGGGUAUCACCAUUAAAAAUAAUAUCACAAAGAGACAAUUUUGGAUUUAUUGCUCUCCCCAAUGGUGGGCUGUCGAUUUGAGGCCGGAGGAUUUUACUCCUCCUCUGCAGGCCCCUAAUUUCCAUGUAACCCUUUGUUAUGACUCCACUGGAGCUUCCACUGAGCUGUUAGCCGCCUUUGCUCCCUUUCUAGGGUCGACUGUCACUGAUACCAUUACAGGACACAUUGAAGGUAAGGAGGGAUCAGCCUUCUUGGUGGACGUUCCCGUCCACCUCUGGCACCAACCAGGUUUAGUUUCUCCCCAUAUCACCUUGUCUGUGAAGAAGGGAUAUAAAGCAAAGACCCUGGGAUUCUUAGCUCACCGCUUACAGCAGCAGUCAGACCCCAGUGUCACUGAUAUGCCCCAACAACUGACCGAGGGGAGCUUAACUUAUUAUUCUAGCCCUUUCACUGUAAUGGGCCCACUCUGCCACCAUCAACCCCAACACGACCCUUCGGAAGAACCCUUUCCCGAUCUCUGGUCGAUCUCUAAACAUGAAGUAGGAUGCACCCCCGUGGAGCCUAUAAAGAUCCAGAUUAUACCAGGAACGAAACUGCCUUCAAUACCUCAGUACCCCCUAAGGCCAGAGGCAGUAGAAGGGAUAACACCCUUGAUUGAGUCGUUCCUCCAGCAAGGCGUUCUAGUUCCCUGCCAAUCGCCCUGCAAUACCCCCAUUCUACCUGUGCCAAAACCAGGAUACCCGGAAUGGAGAUUAGUGCAGGAUCUCAGGCAGAUCAACAAAAUAGUCCAGCCUUUACACCCGGUUGUGCCGAAUCCUGCGACGAUUCUUAGCAGCAUCCCCGCCAAUGCCUGUGUUUUCACCCUAGUUGACUUACAGCAUGCUUUCUUUGCUAUCCCUCUAGCAGCAGAUUCCCAAUAUUUGUUUGCCUUUACCUUCAAGGGCCAGCAGUACACUUGGACGCGCCUCCCUCAGGGAUUUGUCCAUUCGCCCACCUUAUUCUCCCAGGUAUUGCACCGGCAGCUUUCAGAGCUUUGGCUCCUUUACGGCUCUACCAUUGUCCAAUAUGUUGAUGACUUGCUCCUAGCUAGCUCUUCGGAAUCUGCUAACAUUGCAGAUACCAACCGUCUCCUGAACGGUCUCCAUUCUUGGGGGUAUGUCAUACCGCACACCAAGGUUCAGCGCCAAGUCAAAUUCCUGGGAACUUUGCUCAGUACUUCUGAUAGGCAAUUAACCCCGGAACGUAUCGCACCCAUCCUAGCGACCCCUCUGCCCACUAGCCCCAAGCAAAUGCGUGCCUUCUUAGGCUUAGUUAACUACUGCCGACAGUGGCUCCCUAACGUAACAUUACUCACCAAGCAGUUAACCUCUUUGGCCUCAAGCAAGGCUCCAAAGAUCUUCAGCCUAUCGGAAGAGCAAAGGUCAGCCUUCACUGAGUUAAAAACGGCGUUGUAUGCCAGUAUCCUAGAGGACUGUGCAACCGCUGUUUUAACCCAAACCCACGGGGGUUGCAGGAGACCAGUGGCCUACUACUCGACUCGUCUUGACCCUGUAGCCAUGGGUCUCCCACCUUGCUCACAAAUUCGUCCCGCUAUCUACUCCCUUGUAACGGCCGCUUCCAAUAUUACUCUCCAGCAACCCCUGAUGGUCUAUUCGUCACAUGCUAUUGUAGCCCUCCUGACUUCCCAUCAGACCCAACAUCUUACACAGGCACGACUAAGUUGCUAUGAGGUAAAGUAUGCCUUCGGACCACCAUCACAAGCGACGGAUCAGAGCUCAGACGACCAGAAUGAACCCCCCAGACUACAAACGGGAGACCUCGUGCUGAUCAAAGACUGGGAUCGCCCCAAGCUCGGACACAGGUGGAAAGGACCAUUCCAAAUACUUCUCCAAACUCUGAAUGCGCUUAAAGUCAAAGGGCAGAAUCGCUGGAUCCACCUAAGUGACUGUAAACAAUGGGACCCUCAGAUGGCCUAA